AUGGAACAGCCCCCUGGCUUUGUUGACCCUCAGUUUCCAAAUCAUGUAUGCCGUCUUAAAAAGGCGAUAUAUGGUCUAAAGCAAGCUCCUCUUGCAUGGUAUCAACGACUCAGUGACUUUCUCAUACGCAUUGGAUUUUUCUGUAGUCGUUCUGAUCCCUCGUUGUUCAUUUAUAAUCGUGGCUCAUCCACUAUAUAUCUCUUAGUUUAUGUUGAUGAUAUAAUUUUGACAGGAAAUUCUUAUAAUGUCUUGAAAUCUGUCAUCUCUCGUCUUCAUCAAGAAUUUGCCAUCACUGACCUUGGAAAACUAGGUUAUUUUUUGGGUCUUGAAGUCACUUAUACUUCGUCUGGCAUUUUCUUGAAUCAGGCUAAAUAUGCUCGUGAUAUCCUUCAACGAGCAUCUCUUGAAGAGUCAAAACCUGUCUCUACACCCUUGGCUGCAGGUUGUCAACUUUCAAAGGACGGCCAGCCAUUUGAGGAUCCUACUUUAUAUCGGUCAUUAGUCGGAUCGCUACAAUAUCUGACAAUUACACGUCCUGAUUUAUCUUUUGCAGUAAAUCUUGUCAGUCAGCAUCUUCAACACCCUACCAUUGCUCAUUUUCAAGCAGUAAAACGAAUUCUUCGCUAUGUAAAACAUACUCCAGCCUUUGGCUUAAGUUUUACACGUAGCUCUUCGUUUUCUCUUGUUGCAUAUUCAGAUGCCGACUGGGCUCGUUGUGUUGAAACUAGACGAUCUACAUAUGGCUAUUCUAUUUUCCUUGGCGGAAAUCUAGUAUCUUGGAGUGCCAAGAAACAACCAACAGUCUCUCGCUCUAGCUGUGAAUCCGAGUAUCGAGCUCUUGCAAAUACAGCUUCUGAAAUGGUGUGUGCGCUUCAACUUCUUCGUGAGCUUCAAGUCCAGCUGUCUUCUUGCCCGACUCUUUAUUCAGAUAACAAUAGUGCUAUCUUUCUCAGUCAGAAUCCGAGCUCUCAUAAACGUGCUAAGCACAUUGAUAUUGACUUCCACUUUGUUAGGGAGCUUGUUUCCAAUGGUCAGCUAGAGACUCGAUAUGUAUCAUCAGACUUGCAGGUUGCAGACAUUUUCACGAAAGCUCUCCAUCGUCCUUUGUUUGAAUUUUUCAGAGACAAGCUACGCGUUGGACCUCAUCCGACGUCUUGCUUGAGGGGGGAUGAUAGCAUAAAAUAA
This is a messenger RNA of Salvia splendens (bonfire salvia), 1185 nucleotides long. RefSeq lists its product as uncharacterized. Bases 1 to 1185 code for a protein of 394 amino acids. The transcript has a single exon. The record is from RefSeq and is a predicted model, not a curated record. NCBI's taxonomy places the organism in Eukaryota, Viridiplantae, Streptophyta, Magnoliopsida, Lamiales, Lamiaceae.